Messenger RNA from Acanthocheilonema viteae, 1470 nucleotides. The record is from the annotation of a GenBank genome assembly. Lineage: Eukaryota; Metazoa; Nematoda; Chromadorea; Rhabditida; Onchocercidae.
AUGAAAACAGAACAAGAAGUAACUGACCAUACUACGCGUUGUUUCAAUCGACUGCAAGCAGCAUUGCGUUGUGAUGGCUGUAUUCCGGAGAAUGGUUUGCCACAGCAAGCAAUUGAGGGAUUUCUAACACGUUUAGCAAGUUUGGAUUCAAAUAAUCGUUUUGGUACAAUUUGUGUUGGAGCUGGUGAACGUGAAGGUCGUAUUUUAUCACCGUUGGUUCAACAAUUACAUUAUGGUUUAGCGCACGGAAUUGGCAGAUCAGGAAAUUUAACUGAACGUCAACCAAAAGCAAUUGGUUCAUCAAUUCUAUCAGAAAUUACUAACAAACUUGCCCUGGAUGCUAUUCGUUCUCUCGGGAUAACGGGAACGAAGGCAGCUAUGGUAAUACCUAUUGCAACUGGUAUGGCACUUUCACUAUGUUUGGGUGCAUGGAGGCAUACGAAACGUCGUGCUAAAUUUGUAAUUUUUUUACGUAUCGAUCAGAAAUCAUGUUUCAAAUCCAUUUUUACGGCUGGUUUUGAACCGAUUAUAAUUGAUGGUAUCCAGGAGACAAUGAUGAGUGAUGGACUUGUCACAGAUCUUACUGCUCUGGAAGUUGUUUUGGAAAAACAAAAGGAUGAAAUUAUCGCUGUGCUAAGCACCACUUCCUGUUUUGCUCCUCGUCAACCGGAUAACUUGGUUGCUAUCGGUGAAUUAUGUACUAAAUAUGGUGUAAAACAUCUGGUAAAUAAUGCUUACGGUUUACAAUCACCAGAAUGUCGAAAUCGAAUCGAAGAAGCUGGUUUAGCAGGAUAUAUUGACGCAUUUAUACAAUCAACGGAUAAGAAUUUCUUGGUACCAGUUGGUGGUUCAAUUGUAGCAACAUUUGAUGAAAAAUCCCUAGAUAUUAUAGCUAAUUUUUAUCCAGGACGAGCUUCCAUCGUACCAUCACGUGAUUUAUUGAUUACUUUGCUACAGUUAGGUAAAGUUGGAUUAAGAGAACUGUACAAUACGCAGCAAACCAAUUUUGAAAUUUUGCGUGCAGCAAUGCAAGAAUAUGCUAAAACAAUUGGACAAAAGGUUAUGGAAGUUAAAAUGAAUCAAAUUUCGCUCGCAAUUACAUUGAAGGGUUGGACAAGACAACAGCAGAAUGCCUUCGGCGCUAAACUUUUCAGUCGUGGUGUUACCGGUGCUCGAACGACACCAAACGGCUUGUCGAAAACAAUUGAUGGCUAUGAAUUCCUUAAUUUCGGUUCACAUUCAUCACGACAACAUGAUGGCUAUUUAAAUGUUGCUUGUGCAAUUGGUAUGUCAACGCGAGAAAUUGAGGAAUUAGUGAAAGUACUCAGGGAAGAAACUCCAAAAUGGGCAUUUUCUAAGUCCAGUGACGCAUAUGCUAAAGGUCGCAGCUCAGCAUCUCGAAAUAGUGCAAAUUGCGUUACAGCAUUAUCAGCCACGAAAGAUCUAAAAGGAAAUGAAAGCUGUGCAUAA